GUACAUCAGAGCGACUGUUCUGCGUCGGCGGAGAUCAUGCAGACGACAAAGGAAAUUGGAUAAAGGCGCUGAUGACGAAGGAAUCCAUUGCCCACUUGCCCUCGAAGUCCAAAUUCGAGGUAUUGAAAAGUCGAUUCCACUUCCCAAUUCGAAUUUUUGGGUAGCCCAAGAUGUCAUACACAGUCCAGUCUGGCGACACUUUCUGGUCUAUCAGCCAGAAACUGGGUCUCUCUGUCGACGCACUCCAAGCAGCGAAUCCAGGUGUUGCUGCUGGAAGCCUUCGAGUUGGACAAGUUCUCAAUCUCCCAGGGUCUGGAACGAUAAAGUACACAAUCGUCGCCGGCGACACUCUCUGGACAAUCUCUCAAAAGAAUGGAGUUUCUCUAGAAGCUUUACAAGCAGCCAAUCCCGGCAUCAAUCCCAACACUCUCCAAGUCGGCCAGGUCAUUAACAUUCCCAGAGGAGGCAGUGCACCAGCACCAGCACCCGCUCCUGCGCCUGCUCCACCGCCACCAACCAAUGGCACUAUCCCUGGCGCAAGGUCCUUCGUUCCAUACAGUGGUCCAGCAUCUAAUUACCCGAACCCCAACCAAUGGGCAAAUUGGGAUACACUCUGGAAUCAAAACUUACGACUCAUGAGACUCCAUGAUACAGAAGCAGAAAUCGCUCUCAUUCGAAGUUCCAUCCUCACCGUAUCCCAGGAAUCCGGCGUAGACAGAAGAGUCAUUCUCUGCAUCAUCAUGCAAGAAACUGGCGGAAAUGUUCGCGCUCCUACUACGAACAACGGCGUCCGCAACCCAGGUCUCAUGCAAUCUCACAAUGGCGUAACUUUCAAUCCCGCGGACCCAGCAGGCAGUAUUCUUCAAAUGAUCCGCGAUGGAACAUCAGGCACUGCUUUUGGCGAUGGAUUGAAGCAAUGUUACGCAAAGCAGGGAAACUGGUAUGCGGCAUUCAGACAGUAUAAUUCUGGAAGUGUAGAUCCUGGCAAUUUGAACAAUGGGCUGGGAGCGACGGCAGAUUAUGUGACGAAGACCGCGAAUCGAUUGAUGGGGGCGAUUUGGGUGAAUAUGUGAAGGGCCUUUGGAGAAGGGGAAGAGGUGAAUGUACGAGGCUUGGGUUAUGGCGAGGUUCGUGGGAUAGAUCCGGGUACUGACGCAUGAGAAGGACCUGCGAGCGCGCUCGCCUGAUGCGAAUUGUUAAUUUUCCGUUGACAAGCUUAUGCUCUUCUAAAGUUCCGUAGCACCAAUCGUGCUAU
Cercospora beticola is the source of this 1255-nucleotide messenger RNA. RefSeq lists its product as uncharacterized. Lineage: Eukaryota; Fungi; Ascomycota; Dothideomycetes; Mycosphaerellales; Mycosphaerellaceae. The record is from RefSeq and is a predicted model, not a curated record.